CUGGCCAUAACCAACAGAGGGCAUUGUGGGAGAAUGUGUCAGCUCUGAGGGGGACGACGACGUGUAAAUCUUAAUAACGGGGAGAGAAGACGGAUCGGGACUCUCUCAAAACGACACACAAAAAAAAGAUUCAUCAUGAACCGUCCGACAUCAAAGUGUAUCAUGCUAAACAUCUAACGGAAAGCGAUUGAAUGUGUUUGAUUCGGUCUUCAAUGGCUCGUAAGACGUCGUCCAAAAACCACUUUAUCUAAGUUGGCGUUGCUAAGGACAGUUGGCUAACUAGCUAGCGUUGUGGUUAGCAUUAUCUUCUCUCUCCAACGGAGGACAAGGGGGAACAGUUGGACGCACUGCUCGGCUAGCGGGCUGUUAGGCUAGCAACUUAGCUAACUUAGUUACGUUGUUUCUUUAUACCCGACUCACUCAGUUUGACAAUUUAACUUCAAAGAAAAUAAUUGUGAAUGUAUGACGUUUUUUGUUGUUGUAUUUAGCUACUACUAGAGCUAUCAGCUAACAAACCAGCAAGAUUAUCAUAUUCAUAAAAGUGUUGCUUUGAGAUUUGAAGCAUUUGAUCCAGACCCUGUUGGAAGGACAGCAGCAGAUCAGCUGUGAUGGCUACAGAUAUUAUCGAGAGUGAGGUGGUGUUGAAGGCUGCGGGUGAUAACGAUGCGAGUCUGAACAAUAGCCCAGACCUAGACACACCCAGGAUGUAUGAGAGCCUGGGAGGAGAUAUCAGAGACACUCCGAGCCCUUCGUCUUCGGCAGUGUCAGGAGGAGAAGAGGAGGAAGAUUUAGAAGACCUGCAAAACAGCAGCACAGAGCUUUCAUUGGAAAAUGGCGAAGAGGCCGCAGGAGCAGGGCUUCAGAGGCCAACCCAAACAGGAGGUCCGCCGCAGGAAACGGUGACUCCAGACAAUGGAGAAAAACAGGAGGAAAGGGUGGAGGUGGUGCUAUGCUCCACUCCCGUCAGAAUGCCCCAGACAUACUCGACCUCUGGACAUAAUGGAAGUCUGGAGCGCCAGGAGUCUGUUGCGACCACCGAGGCUCGUCUCCGCAUGGAGGGGGUGGAACUUAAAGAGGAGUGGCAGGACGAGGACUUCCCCAGGCCCCUACCUGAGGAGGAAGAGGAGGACAUUCAGCUGGGUGAAGAUCUCUUCACUGGACCCUCUGGAGAAGGACAGUCUGCUUCUGCAGGGGGCUAUUCUGCUCUGAGUGGUGGUAAGAAGACUAAGAAGAAGCUGGCUGCCCCAGACAUCAGCCUGACUCUGGAUCGGAGUGAAGGAUCUCUGCUGUCUGAUGAGCUGGAGGAGGAGAGUACAGAGCUAGACCUGGAUGAUAUAGACACACCAUCUGACAACAGUAAUGAGUUUGAAUGGGAAGAUGACCUGCCGAAGCCCAAGACCACUGAGGUUCUGCAGAAGGGGGUGGAGUCGGUCCAGGUGUACUCGGCCUCCGAGGAGCGGGAGGAGGGGCGGCGUUGGAGAGUGUUCCGUAUAGGAGACCAGGAACACAAAGUCGACAUGAAGGCAAUAGAACCCUACAAGAGGGUCAUCAACCACGGAGGUUACUAUGGAGAUGGCCUGAAUGCCAUCAUAGUGUUUGCCGUGUGUUACAUGCCUGAGAGCAACCAACCCAACUACCGCUACAUCAUGGACAACCUCUUCAAGUAUGUGAUCGGCACUUUGGAGCUCUUGGUAGCAGAGAACUAUAUGAUAGUGUAUCUGAACGGCGCCACGUCCAGGAAGAAGAUGCCCAGUGUGGGCUGGCUCAGGAAGUGCUAUCAGCAGAUCGACCGCAGGUUAAGGAAGAAUUUGAAGUCGUUGAUUAUUGUCCACCCCUCCUGGUUUAUCCGCACCCUCCUGGCCCUCACCAAACCCUUUAUAAGCUCAAAGUUCAGCCAGAAGAUCCAAUUUGUGUUCAACUUGACAGACCUUUCUGAACUGGUUCCUAUGGAAUACGUCUCUAUUCCAGACUGCAUUAAAGAGCUCGACCAGGAGAAACCCGUCAGAGUGGAGAUGGCAGCCAUGCCAGAGACAGAGUAAGACUACCUGGGCGGCUUGCUAGCUCUGCUCUGUCUGCCCUGCACAGCUCCAGACCGAUGACGAAUGUUCAGAACCACAGCUGAUCAGCCUUUACUGUUGAUAAUGUGUGUUGCAACUGGAGAGACUUAGAGAGCUAGCCCAGGUGCAGGAGAAGAUAAGUACCUUUCUGAGACCAUUCUCCCUGUUACUUUGUUACAACCCUCUAACUCUCCUUUUGUCAUUGUUACGACCCUCUCGCUCCCUCUCUCAUUGUGGCAACCCUCUCUCUCCCUCUCUCAUUUUUACGAGCCUCUCUCUCCCUCUCGCUCCCUCUCUCAUUGUGGCAACCCUCUCUCUCCCUCUCUCUCCCUCUCUCAUUGUGGCAAUCCUCUCUCUCCCUCUCUCUCCCUCUCUCAUUGUGGCAACCCUCUCUCUCCCUCUCUCUCCCUCUCUCAUUGUGGCAAUCCUCUCUCUCCCUCUCUCUCCCUCUCUCAUUGUUACGACCCUCUCUCUCCCUCUCUCAUUGUUACGACCCUCUCUCUCCCUCUCUCUCCCUCUCUCAUUGUUACAACCCUCUCUCUCCCUCUCUCAUUGUUACGACCCUCUCUCUCCCUCUCUCAUUGUUACGACCCUCUCUCCCUCUCUCAUUGUGGCAACCCUCUCUCUCCCUCUCUCAUUGUUGCGACCCUCUCUCUCCCUCUCUCAUUGUUGCGACCCUCUCUCUCCCUCUCUCAUUGUUACGACCCUCUCUCUCCCUCUCUCAUUGUUACGACGACCCCUCUCUCUCUCCCUCUCUCAUUGUUACGACCCUCUCUCUCCCUCUCUCAUUGUUACGACCCUCUCUCUCUCUCCCUCUCUCAUUGUGGCAACCCUCUCUCUCCCUCUCUCAUUGUGGCAACCCUCUCUCUCCCUCUCUCAUUGUUACGACCCUCUCUCUCCCUCUCUCAUUGUUACGACCCUCUCUCCCUCUCUCUCCCUCUCUCA
Messenger RNA from Oncorhynchus keta (chum salmon), 3002 nucleotides. It is a transcript of the gene bnip2, whose product is annotated as BCL2 interacting protein 2. NCBI's taxonomy places the organism in Eukaryota, Metazoa, Chordata, Actinopteri, Salmoniformes, Salmonidae. Gene Ontology annotation, biological process: apoptotic process. The record is from RefSeq and is a predicted model, not a curated record. Gene Ontology annotation, cellular component: cytoplasm. The coding region runs from base 609 to 2039 and encodes 476 amino acids. The transcript has 10 exons.